AUGCAACGUGCUGCAACCCUGUGUUUCCUGGUGGCAAUGAGAAAUGAAGACAAGUUGACAAGACUGCUGCAUGUGUUGGAUGUAUGUAGUGGAAGCAUGUGUGUGCAUGUGCAUGUGUGCCAUUUGCAUCAACCCAUCUGCAUCAACCUUCCAUCUGCUUCAACCCUUCUGUAUCUGCAACCCUUCUGCAUCUGCAUCAACCCUCCUGCAUCUGCAUCAACCCUCCUGCAUCUGCAUCAACCCUCCUGCAUCUGCACCAACCCUCCUGCAUCUGCACCAACCCUCCUGCGUCUGCAUCGACCCUCCUGCCUCUGCACCAACCCUUCUGCAUCUGCACCAACCCUCCUGCAUCUGCACCAACCCUCCUGCAUCUGCACCAACCCUCCUGCAUCUGCACCAACCCUUCUGCAUCUGCACCAACCCUUCUGCAUCUGCACCAACCUUUCUGCAUCUGCACCAACCCUUCUGCAUCUGCACCAACCCUUCUGCAUCUGCACCAACCCUUCUGCAUCUGCAUCAACCGUUCUGCAUCUGCAAUGCAUCAGCAUCAAGUGUUUUGCAUCUGCAUCAAGUGGUCUGCAACUGCAUCAACCCUUGUGCAACUGCAUCAACCCUUCAGCAUCUGCGUCAACCCUUCAGCAUCUGCGUCAACCCUUCAGCAUCUGCAUCGACCCUUCUGCAUCUGCAUGCAUCUGCAUCAACCUGCCCUCUGGAUAA
This is a messenger RNA of Closterium sp. Yama58-4, 717 nucleotides long. Lineage: Eukaryota; Viridiplantae; Streptophyta; Zygnematophyceae; Desmidiales; Closteriaceae. The record is from the annotation of a GenBank genome assembly.